AUGAAUUUGACAUUUCUUUGUUUUCCUAAGAUUUCCUUAUUACUUCCUUUAUCCUUGCAGGCAUUCACCGCGAAUGAUGUGAGAAUAAGCGAUGACUCUAAGGAAUUGUACUUCGACAAACACGUAGAUUACAUCGCAAACCAUGGCAACGACAAGAACGAUUAUGAGUAUUGCAUGACAGAAUUUCUCCGAAUGUCCGGAAUAUACUGGGGUGUCACUGGGCUGGAUUUGAUGAACGAACUGGGCCGGCUGGACAAGCAAUCCAUCAUCGAGUUCGUAAAGAAGUGCCAGUGUCCGACUACAGGAGGUAUUGCCGCUUGCGAAGGUCAUGAUCCACACAUUCUCUACACGCUCAGUGCUAUUCAGAUACUGAUCAUUUACGACUGUCUGGACGCGAUCGAUACGGAAAUGGUGGCAAAGUAUGUGGCUUCACUGCAACAGCUCGAUGGAAGCUUUUUCGGUGACAAGUGGGGAGAGGUGGACACUCGAUUUUCCUUCUGCGCGGUGGCCAUAUUGAGCCUGAUCGGUCGAAUGGAUGUGAUGGAUGUAGAAAAGGCAGUUGCGUUUGUGAUGUCCUGCUGCAACGCGGACGGUGGCUUUGGUUCGAAACCGAACGCUGAAAGUCAUGCCGGAUUAAUUUACUGCUGUGUCGGAUUUCUCUCCAUCACGGAUCAAUUACAUCGGCUAGAUUGUGAGCGUUUGGCUUGGUGGCUUUGCGAGCGACAACUACCGAGCGGAGGGCUAAAUGGACGGCCGGAAAAGCUGCCCGACGUUUGCUAUUCCUGGUGGGUGUUGGCUUCCCUCACCAUCAUCGGAAGGUUGCAUUGGAUCAGUUCGGAAAAGUUGGAAAAUUUUAUCCUUUCGUGCCAGGACGCGGAAACAGGUGGAUUUGCCGAUCGAACCGGCAACUUGCCGGACAUUUUUCAUACACUGUUCGGGCUGGGCGCUCUGUCGCUGCUGGGUGAUAAGCGAUUGAAAGCGGUCAAUCCGACGUUUUGUAUGCCACAGUACGUUAUCGAUCGGUGCAAUCUGAAGCCUAAAGUUAUCGUGCUGUAG
Messenger RNA from Anopheles maculipalpis, 1056 nucleotides. It is a transcript of the gene betaggt-II, whose product is annotated as geranylgeranyl transferase type-2 subunit beta. Gene Ontology annotation, biological process: protein geranylgeranylation. Bases 1 to 1056 code for a protein of 351 amino acids. The transcript has 4 exons. Gene Ontology annotation, molecular function: Rab geranylgeranyltransferase activity. The record is from RefSeq and is a predicted model, not a curated record. Lineage: Eukaryota; Metazoa; Arthropoda; Insecta; Diptera; Culicidae. Gene Ontology annotation, cellular component: Rab-protein geranylgeranyltransferase complex.